Morus notabilis is the source of this 1093-nucleotide messenger RNA. RefSeq lists its product as uncharacterized. The record is from RefSeq and is a predicted model, not a curated record. The coding region runs from base 156 to 812 and encodes 218 amino acids. Gene Ontology annotation, molecular function: protein binding. The transcript has a single exon. Lineage: Eukaryota; Viridiplantae; Streptophyta; Magnoliopsida; Rosales; Moraceae.
UGCCCCGCCAGAGUAGACUUUUUCGUUCUCUUUCUCAGUUUCAUUCAUUCUUCUUCUUCAGUCCACUCCGAAAGAAAAGUCCUCUGAAUUCUCUCCCAAAUCAAAACACUUUUACUCUUCUUCUUCCCUGUUCCGAUCUUCAAAGCCUUCCAACCAUGUCGCCCAUGGUGACCGAUAUCCUUCUCCAAGUGGGCCUAAUCCUGCUCUCCAUUUUCAUGUUCCUCGCUCUCCACGACAUCCCCAAGAAACUCUACGCCAAAUUCCGCCUCCGCAACCGAUCCCAAGCCCAAGCCAAGCGCCACUUCGUCGUCGGCGCUCAGCUCCUCGCCCGCGCCCGUUCCCGAUCCGACAGCUCCCGCUCCGCCGUCGCCCCUCUCGCCGAGCAAGCCCUCGCUGAGGCCGACAAAGCCGUAGCGCUGGACCCCACCGACGCCGCCGCUCACAUCCUCCGAUCCCUUGUCCUCGACCUCCAGGGCUUCAAGAGCUCCGCGCUCGACGCCAUAGACGCCGCGCUCUCGCCACUCGCCGCCAAGUCGCUCAGCGAGAGGGAGCUCGGCGACGCGUUCUUCAAGAGAGCCGAGCUGAAGAUGGCGAUGGGCCGCCGCGGGAAGGUCGAAUCGGCGAUCGGGGACUUGGAUCGGGCGGUGGAGCUUAGCCCGGAGAACGCUAGGGCUUUUUGCUUGCUCGGAGAGUGCUACGAAGCGAAGAAGAUGGAGGCCGAGGCCCGGAAGGCGUACGAGGACGCGGUGAGAAUCGAGCCCGAAUUGGCCCUGGCUCGGGAGGCUCUGGAUCGGUUGGUGAGCUCUUCCUAGUCAAUUACUUGCAAUAUCUUAACUUUUUUUUUUGAGGUUUUUGCUUGUUGUAGAGUUUUAUAGAAGUUGAUUAUCGACUUCUUUUAUGGUGACUGUGGUAAUGGUGAUGAUAAUAAUGUUGUAAUAUUUCAAGGAAUGGAAUUUCUUUACUAGUUAAUAUGCUGAGAAUCAGAUUCUGAUGUUUAUAUGUUCGUACUGGAUUUUUGGGCGUGAAUGUGCUUUGAAGUUUGAAUCUUUGGAAGUGAUAUUGGAAUCUUUUUCAUGUUUGGAUUGGAGGAAAA